ACAAGACACAUAGCAUUCUAUAGAGAAGAAGAUUCACCAUUUUACCGCCUAAAUAUCUUGUAGAAUGGCUUGUGUGACGAUACCGGGACUUCUACAUCAUGCCUCUCAGUGCAAAGGACAAAUACAGGUUAUAUUUGGUCCUAUGUUCUCUGGGAAAACUACUGAGCUUGUAAGACGUGUCAAAAGAUAUCAGAUUGCAAAUCAUUCCUGUUUGCUGAUAAAAUAUGACAAAGACGUUCGUUAUGAUGAAGACAGGGUGUCAACGCAUGACCAGCAAAAAAUGGCUGCAGUCCCAUGUCAUAAACUGUCGAAUAUAAAAAAGAAAGCAAUGAAUUAUAAUAUAAUUGGAAUAGAUGAAGGACAGUUUUUUCCAGACAUAGUUGAAUUUUGUGAAGAACUUGCAAACAAGGGCAAGACUAUCAUUGUUGCUGCGCUUGAUGGAACAUUUCAACGACAGGCUUUUGGAAAUGUGCUGUCACUUAUUCCCAUUGCAGAAAACGUUGUGAAACUAAAUGCUGUGUGCAUGAAUUGCUUCAAAGAUGCUGCUUUCACGAUGAGACUGGGAAGUGAAACAAAGGUUGAAAUCAUCGGUGGUGCUGAAAGAUAUUGGUCGGUUUGCAGAGAAUGUUUUAAUUUACCGAACAAUAACGAAAUAGUCAAAAGAGUUCGCGACUCUUCCGUGGCAACUGUAAACGGUAUUUUAAAAUCCUACAGAUAACACGGUCGACAUUUCGCAGACGAUGAUGUCUCAAUGGUUUGUACAGGCAAACAAGACAACAAAACGACCUUAUAAAUAUUGUACAGCGAUGAAAAGCAAUGACGAAAUUGUGACAAGGCUAUGCCUAAAGUUUUUUUUUAUUAGAACCAGAGGCAGUCUGGCAUUUCUGAAUCUGAAUAAGUCCAAACUUUGCUUUGUAAUGUUAUUUUGAUGUAUGGUGUAUCAAAGUUCUUGAAAUUGAGUUGUUUUUAUCGACGUAGCUAAGCUUGUAAUUAUUUUUGUAUUAAAAGUUGUAAUUUUAAAUUAAACUAUUUUUUCUCUCGUCGACGUAGUCGUAUUGUGGUUCUUAAUUGUUGACAGUUGAG
Messenger RNA from Dendronephthya gigantea, 1083 nucleotides. RefSeq names its product thymidine kinase, cytosolic-like. Gene Ontology annotation, molecular function: thymidine kinase activity; ATP binding. The record is from RefSeq and is a predicted model, not a curated record. Gene Ontology annotation, biological process: thymidine metabolic process. The transcript is spliced from 7 exons. The coding region runs from base 65 to 718 and encodes 217 amino acids. NCBI's taxonomy places the organism in Eukaryota, Metazoa, Cnidaria, Anthozoa, Malacalcyonacea, Nephtheidae.